CUGUGGUCGUGUGUUCGAAUUGCGAAUCGUAUGAAGUUAGCUUCAGUUUAUUCCACAAAGUACCUACUAACAUAAAACUUAAUUGUAUUUUAGUUUGUGUUUACGAGGAAUCUUUCCUACACGGUACACUACAUAACAGUGUAUUAUUUUAUUAACUAUCAUUACUUGAUUGAAGUCUUAAAACUAUAACACGCAAACUAAGCGCCGAUAUUAUAAUUCAUGUUCCUUAAAGUGCAGUGCGAGUUUUACGAAGGUAGUGGAAUAAUGAAGAGUAGUGUAUUUAUCGCUUUGUAGCGAUGAGUGAAUUGAAUUGAGUGCUAUUUUCAUAAAAUUCAUGGUGUUUCCGAUAUUGUCAGUGUCGUUUGUAAAUUAUAGUUCGAAUCAUAGGGUCCACAACCGAGCAGACGGAUUCUACCAUGGUCGUAAAACGUGCUGCGGACAGUGCGGAUUCACCAAUACUGGAGGAGGCUGGCGAGAGUGGCUCGGAACAAAAGCCGAAGCCCCUCGUCAAAUAUGGCGAACUCGUCAUACUCGGAUACAACGGGUUCCUUCCAGCGGGCGAGCGUGGGCGUCGCCGCAGCAAGUUCGUGCUAUACAGACGCCCAGCGGCGAACGGCGUGCGUCGCUCGAAGCACUAUGUCGUGAAGACACCGCACAGCAGCAAAGCUAUCCUCGACGCGAGCCAGCACUCCAUCUCGUACACACUCAGCCGCAGUCAGGCUGUCAUAGUCGAGUACACGGAGGAUCCUGACACAGAUAUGUUUCAGAUCGGUAGAUCAUCAGAAUCUCCAAUCGACUUCGUAGUGAUGGACACAGUGGCCGGUGACAAAACCGGCGAGACAAAAGUACUGCAGAGUACGAUAUCGCGGUUCGCGUGUAGAAUCCUCUCGGAUAGAAACGACGUCAAUAACUGCCGCAUCUACGCCGCCGGCUUCGACUCUUCCAGGAACAUAUUCCUUGGUGAGAAGGCGACAAAAUGGACGGAGAACCACGAAAUAGACGGGUUAACGACAAACGGUGUACUGAUCAUGCAUCCACGCGGUGACUUCUGCGGUGGAAGCGCCACCUGUGGGCCGUGGCGUGAGACUUCGGUUGGAGGGGCUGUAUUCUCUUUACGGGAGAGCCGGUCGGCACAACAAAAGGGUUUGCCGUGUCAAGCAGAGACCAAUGUCCUAAGAGACGGAACGAUGGUAGACUUAUGUGGAGCUACACUUCUAUGGAGAAGCGCUGAAGGCCUUAAAAAUUCACCGACAAAGCGCGACCUAGAGGCUCUGGUGGACGAAUUAAACGCGGGAAGGCCCCAGUGCCCCGUCGGCCUCAACACACUGGUAAUUCCUCGCAAGCUGUCCUCCGCACAUCAGGACUUGAACCAGCCCUACGUGUAUCUCAACUGUGGACAUGUUCAAGGUGAACACUCGUGGGGCGCUGAUGGCAGCGAAACAGGAUCCCGGCGGUGUCCAAUGUGUCUGACAGCGGGGUCCGUGGUGCGCGUGUGUAUGGGCAUCGAGCCCGCCUUCUACGUGGACUCGGGCCCGCCAACCUACGCCUUCAACCCGUGCGGCCACAUGGCUUCAGAGCGGACUGUCAAAUACUGGGCGAGUGUAGACAUACCGCACGGCACAAACGGCUUCCACGCGAUCUGUCCGUUCUGCGCUUCGCCGCUGCAGGGCACGCCGGGCUACGUGCGACUUAUCUUCCAGGACAACCUUGACUGAAUCUCGCCCUCUCGCUCGCACGCACAGGAUCACUCGGCCGUGGCUUGCGUUAGGUGCAAAAGUGACAACAACAAGGUGAUACAAGAAACACAUAAAUCGACAUGUAGGCAGUCAAUGCUUUGUGUUAAUGCGCUUUAUUUUACACGUUUUAACGUGUAUAACGUUCCCCACACCUCUGUGUACGAGUAUCGACGAGUUUAUACAUAACUACCCUCUUCCAGUAAAAAGUUAUAGAAUCUCACAUUUAUUGUCUAUUUUUAGAUAUAUAAUGAUUUUUUUGACACUAUAAAGGUGAGUCCGUGUUAAAAAAUGUGUUACGUAAAUGUAUAAGUAUUCACGUCACGUCUAACGUUGUUUACGCAAUUUUACGGGAAAAACCUUCAAGUUUUUAAUAUUUUUUUUAAUUCACCUAAGGAAAAAUAAACAGCAAUUUUGCAGCACUGACUACUGUUUUAACAGUAGUAUUACAAGAUUUGAUUGUACUUAAACCGAAGCAGUGGCGUGCACUUGGUUUAUUAUCGUACCGCUAUACGAGAUAUAUAUCAAUUUUAGUGUAUGCAGUGCUUUUGUACAUGUAUGAAGUGCACGCCACUGAACCGAAGCAUGUCGUAAAGCUGUUAUUACAAAGCGUUCGUGUUAUAAAGAUGUAACGUUAUGGCACGUGUUUUAAGUAUGGACUCAUCUUAAGCAAUAAAUUACUAUUACAGCAUAUUUACAUAUAACUUAUUUAAUGCAAUAAUCUUGAAAAUUGAUCCAUUAUGUAGUUUACAAGAUAGACACAAAAACCUACCCGUUAACUGUAAUAUUGGUCAGUAUACGUUGUGUCACAUAAAAAGUGCGAUGACGGUUUUUCGCUUAUUAGGUGAUUACCAAAACUAUCCAAUCUAGAAGUCACAACGAACGCAAACACGAAUGUGACUGCGACAUGUUUGUCGAAUACCGUCCCUAGGCGACUCUACAAUGUCUCGACCUCAAUUUACAGGGAUAUCAUCUUGCCUUUUUCCCCAAUAAACAAAGCCUCUAGUUAUGCAAAUUCACUAUCUCGCCGUUCGAACGGUUUUGCUCUUUUUAAGUGAUACAGCCUAUACAUAAACGGUUUAAUAUAAGUGUAUCUAAAAUCGCAGAAAAGAAAACGCCUUUGCUCAACUGUGGGGGGAAAGAUUGACUACCAUAAUGUAUGUUAUAAAACUGACAUUAUUUCAAAGAAUUAUUGAGACACGUUAAUAAAUAGAAAAAUUAUAUUCUACGCAAUAUAUUAUUAUAAACCAAGAUAUAUGAUAAUUAAUUUAAACUUUGAUGCAAAUACUCCUUUUAUUUCACACGCAAAUGACGCCAAAGUUUAUUUACAUAAAUAACGAUUUUUAGUGACCGCUGUCAUGGCUCGGAAACAGUGGUGUGUGCGUAGGUACCAAAAAAUGAUUUUUUUAUUCGGAAAGCUCAUGAUUUUUAGAAGGUAAAAAUUAUUUAUUAAUUUAUUUUAAUUAUAUCUAAACACCGCUAUUAAAUUAAUGAUUUAUCUGCAACUGAAUAUAGUUGUGCUUCCUAUAUUUUUAUUAGGCUAGGCAGUGUGUUUUCGCCUACAUGACUGCACGCCACUGUAUCGGAGUAUUGAAGUCAGCUAAAAGAUGAACUGAGAUGAAAACGUAAUAUUUGGUCGGUGGAUGGCCGAUAUUAGGGAGAUGAUAAAGUAAAUUUGACAAAAAAACAUGAAAGGCAAAAAAAACUGCGUUAAAUUAUAAAUAUACCUAGUUUUAGAAGAUUAAAAGGGUUUUUUAUAAAAUUGCAGCAACAGUUUUUGAUCUUACAAUUUGGUAACUAAUGUACUGGCGCGAAUUGAAACCCGACCCGUGGAGGUUUUAUUAGUGCUGAAAGUUUAAAUAUUGUAUUUUAUCUAAGCACACAUAUAUAAAACUACUGUUUUCAAUAAAUUUGUACGAAAAAGUCAUUCGAUUCGGAUUCUACGUAUGAAUGUAAUACUUAGUUUGCAUUUUUGAACUUAAGCGCUAUUAAAACUUAUACAUUAGUUAUUUAAAUUAACAAACUUGUAAUUUGAAUAACUACUGAUGUCUUGUGUAAAUAUGUUUACAAAGGCAGAGAAAAAAUAUUACAAAGUACGAUUUAAAAAUUAGAUACAAUUAAUUUGCCUAUAGUUUGGCUAUUAUAUUAUAAGUUGAUCAGUAGCAGGAAGUUUAAACAUCGGCGAUUCUUAGUUGAUCAAAGUUAAAAUUAAAUGAAUAAAUAGAUUUGUAUAAGGGAAAAUGAAAUGUAAAUAUUUGUUUAUUAAUUUAUGUUCGUUUAUUGUAUCGCGUGAUUUGCUUUAUAAUGAAUGCUGUUCACAGUUGGUAUUAUUUCAUUAUUCGAUUUCAGUGUGUUCGGUACAAAUAUUGCAAUCGCUUUUAACUUAUUGUCUAUCAAAAAGUUUAAAAUCGAUUGAAAAACUUUACGCAAACUAAGGCUUAAAAGCAGAACACCAUUGCUCUAAUUAAAAAAAUGAUUUUAUCACAUUUAAAAAAUAUACUAAAUAUAUAAUUUAUAAGUCCUUAAGACGCCAGUCCUGGGACCCUAUUAACUGUUUUAUGAUUUGAAUGUAAUAGUCAUUUAAAUUUAUCCUGGACAAUCUAUAUGAUGUUAAGAAUAUUAAUCAGUCGUCUACUUCGAUCAAAAAUAUACUAGAUGUACAAUCGUUCACCAUCUAAUGCCUGUUUUCACUAAACUUAGGAAUCGCUUAAAUCGAAUGCCUAAUGGUUAUAACGUCUAUAGAAAAUAAACUUUACAAUACAACUCUUAGGUGAUAAGUAUUGGUCAAAGGUAGAUGAGGAAUAUCUUUAAAUUUUACCGUUAUUGUUUGCGUUACUUAUUUAUGCAUUGCUUAUUUAGUCGUUAGUGAAAAACGGGCAUGUCUUUCAUUAUUAGAUAUGUUGUGUUUAACAAUAAUGAGUAAUACUUUAACUUUUCUUUUUUCUGCAACUGGUAACAGUACCAGUCUACAACUGUUAUCCGUGACAAACACUGAUCAUCUGUCCGAGUAAAAUCUUCCCAAAUUACUUUGAUGGUUUGCCUUUUAUUAUAUGUGUAUAUAAAAAUUAAGUUAUAAUUAGAUUUCCAGAUCAAUGGUUUUCGAUUAUAUCUUACCAAAACAAUAUAGUUUCGCGGUGUUAUCAUUAAAUUUUUAGUAUGAAUUCACACAAAAAUAUCUUUUUAUUAUAGAUUUUAUCGAUAUAUGCGUUUUCGCAGAGAAAGGAAAACAGUUUGUUUGUGACGUUAUCAAAUUCAGGGAAAACAGUAUAAAAACUCACCCUAAUGCCCAUAUAGGUACCCAAAUCUUGGGAGAAAUCUUAUUUCUCUCGACGACGACCUUUUAUGACUAUUUUGUUGUAUUUCUAGUAUAUUUUUGACAGAAGAUGAUAAAACAAUGAAUGUGAUACUGUGAACAUGUACGCUGUCUAUAAAUACUGUACAAAAGAAUCCAAGAAUAUGUUUUUGGAAAAAAAACGUUUGAAUGACGAACAAAGGUUCUUUAUAAACCUUUUGUACAGUUUCUGUUGAAAAAGAUUUCAACUUGACGUUUUCCCACUAUCUGUAGUCUCAUUAAAUUGAGGAAUAUGGUGACAGUUCAGAAAGGAUAAGGUGGCAUGCGAAAACUACCCAUCGGCAUGGUAGCGACAAGAUAAAUAAGGUGAAUGAAUGAAUGAGUUAAUAUACUUUUAUUGCACACCACACAAAUUACAUAAAAAAAGGAA
This is a messenger RNA of Pararge aegeria (speckled wood butterfly), 5455 nucleotides long. It is a transcript of the gene Pli, whose product is annotated as protein pellino. The transcript has 10 exons. The record is from RefSeq and is a predicted model, not a curated record. Bases 417 to 1715 code for a protein of 432 amino acids. Gene Ontology annotation, molecular function: ubiquitin protein ligase activity; protein binding. Gene Ontology annotation, biological process: protein polyubiquitination; regulation of Toll signaling pathway. Lineage: Eukaryota; Metazoa; Arthropoda; Insecta; Lepidoptera; Nymphalidae.